Molecule: messenger RNA, 1659 nt
Organism: Kockovaella imperatae
Lineage: Eukaryota; Fungi; Basidiomycota; Tremellomycetes; Tremellales; Cuniculitremaceae
Exons: 9
Coding region: 8-1579 (523 amino acids)
Molecular function (GO): UDP-glycosyltransferase activity
Source: RefSeq, a predicted model, not a curated record
GCCCACCAUGUCUUUCAAAGCUCACUACGUCUUCGGGACGCACUCGUCUUUCUCGCAUGUUCCACCCGUUAUCAGACUCUGUCUCGCAUUACUGACCCAAGCGGACGAUCUCAUCAUCACUGUGAUCCUACAUGCUGACAAUUUACUCAACUCGGAGCGAUUGAUGGCGGUUCACCCAGACUCCAUCACAACACGACUCAGGCUUGUCCCUAUUGGCGAUCAAAUGCCUCUCAAAGACACCUCUCGGUCAUUCAAGGUACUCGAGAUUCAAUCCGCGGAGGCCUACAGGAAAAUCUUACAGGACGAUUCCUCGCCUACCCCUCAGGCAUUCAUCUUUGACAUUGUGCCGUUCUUCUACCCUGACAUCAAGGCUAACGUCGAAGCCGACUUUCCAACACUCAAGACACCUCGGCUCAUCGCUUAUAAUCCGGAAGCUGCCGCGGAAAUGAUCUUUCGUGUAGGAUCUAUCACGACCAAGGGAUCCCUCCAAUGGCUCAAACAAAGUAUCCAGGAUCAGUCGCCGGAAUCGCUCAAGCUGACCUGGGAAGACAUCGAAUCUGUGGAGCAAUUUGCCGGGGGUGGACCUGAGCCAAGCUCUGCCACCCAAGAUAGAGUCUCCAAGGCUGUGAAGGCUUAUAAGAAGGUGAUGGUAGAGAAUUAUCGCGUCAUGAAAAUCGCAGGCUACGAGCCUUUCCAUCUAUACGAGCGGUGGACAGCCAAAGUUGACUGGACUAGGGAACGCGAGCUCAAUUGGCCGAUGUCCCUCUUCAAGUAUCAAGAACAGGCCAAACGGGCUGAAGGCUUCGUAGGAUGCUUCCCCUCUUCCGUUUUUAAGCCCGAAGCCCUCGAAGCCGCAGAGAAAGAUCCUAUCCUUGGCAAAGGCGGGUAUGUCGAGCUCGGCUGGUUCGAAAGCAAGCCAUUGGGACCCCUGAAUGGAGAGCUUCAAGGAUUCUUGGACGCUCAAGAUGCAAAGAGUGUGGUUUACGUCAGCUUUGGGACGAUCAUGGAUUGUCCUCGCAAUCUCGUUCACCUGCUCGAGUUUCUGAAGACCGAAGCCAUCCCGUACGUCUACGCCGGCGGUGGACAGCACGCCUCUCUCCCGGAGAAUAUCAAAAUUCUGCUUAAAGACGCUGAAGCGGACGGUCGAGCUUGUGUUCCGGACUGGUGCGAUCAGAUUGGGGUACUGGCUCAUCCUUCAAUCAUGUGCUUCGUAAGCCACUGCGGAGCCAACUCGACUAUCGAGUCGAUCCUUGCCGGCGUGCCCAUCAUUGCGUGUGCGCAAAAAUGGGAUCAAGUCUUCCUCUCUGCAAAGAUCCACCAAGCCAAUCUCGGUAUCGAGCUGAUCCAAUACAGGACAGGCCAUGUGGUCGGUCGCGGGAUCAUGCACCGACCUGGGGAGGUAUGUGUCGCGACGCCUGAGGCGAUGAAGAUGGAGAUUGCUCAAGCUAUCGAGGAUGUACGAGGGUAUGAAGGGGAUCAGAUGAGGGAGAAUCUUCUCCAGAUGGCGAAGGAGAUGAGGAGCAAGCGUGAGGGUAUUUGGAACGAAGCGGUCAAGGAGUUUGCCCAUAAAUACAGGUGAAGAAGGCUCGCUUGGAAAGCUUGAUACUCAGAUGUCGACCUCCGUUCUGGCUAUAUACAGUAUGCAUCGCAGAUCAUCCC